Molecule: messenger RNA, 2168 nt
Organism: Daldinia caldariorum
Lineage: Eukaryota; Fungi; Ascomycota; Sordariomycetes; Xylariales; Hypoxylaceae
Product: lysyl-tRNA synthetase
Exons: 2
Coding region: 152-1945 (597 amino acids)
Biological process (GO): mitochondrial lysyl-tRNA aminoacylation
Cellular component (GO): mitochondrion; cytoplasm
Molecular function (GO): tRNA binding; lysine-tRNA ligase activity; ATP binding
Source: RefSeq, a predicted model, not a curated record
AACACACGCAUUUUUAAGAAUUCGAUAAAAAAAAAAUAUAAAAAAAAGCAAGGAGGUGUCGGUUGUCGGGGUUCUUGGAGGAAGCUUGCAGCGCAAGCUAUUUCUUAUUUUUAUUUUAUUUUUAUUUAUCUUUUUUUUUUAACUUCUCGCGAUGGACAAUGGGCACUACUUAAGGUUCCUGCGCCCAUAUCUAUACCAAAUGCCAUCACCUCGGGCAUCUGUCUAUGCGCGGUUCUUCUCUGUUAGUUAUCGUGAUCCCGUAAGGUGCAAGGGUUCGCACGGCCCAGGACAGGUACACAGCGCUUCCCGGAGCAGAUGCGUACAUAGCUCAGCACCCGAGAGACCCGCAACAGCAACGGCCAACUCGGACAGUCCUGCUCCUGAUGCGGUAUCCCCAACUCCCCGCCGGCUUACUGUUAACUCCCGAGUGCAGAAGUUAAAGGAAUACAAUGCACUUCGUUAUCCAAGGCUUGGCCCCCGACCUAACCGAAUGAGUGUCCCGAGCUUUCGGGAAAGGUACCAGGAUGUAACCAAUGCCUCUGAGGAAGUUGUGCUGGAAGGCCGGGUCAUGUCAGUAAGGAGGGCUGGGUCGAAGCUCGUCUUCCUCAACCUCAUGGGUGGAUAUCAGCAAGUCCAAGUCAUGAUUUGUUUGAGUCACUUUUCAGAUCCGAAGCCUGAACCCGAGCAGUUCAAGGAUGCCGUACGCCCACUCCUCCGUGGUGACAUCAUCUCCGUCAAAGGUACGGCAACGCGAACGCACGCCGGUGAACUAACAUUAAAGGCGCAUGAGCUUCCCACACUGCUUAGUCCUGGUCUGGCACCACUCCCUCACAAAUUGAUCAAUCAGGAGACUAUGGUCUUGAACAAACAUCUGGAUCUACUUGCUAAUCGACGAACAUCGGAUAUCUUCCGCCUUCGCUCCAGCAUCAUUAAGUCCAUGCGGGAUUUCUUCCAUGAGAAAGACUUUUUAGAAGUCCAAACCCCUGUCUUGGCAGACUACGCUGGUGGCGCUGCUGCCCGCCCAUUUCUGACAUUCGCGACGGAGUUCGCUCAAAAAGAGCUGGCAAUGCGGAUUGCCCCUGAGUUAUGGCUCAAGCGCCUGAUCGUUGGCGGAAAUGACAAGGUCUUUGAGAUUGGCCAAUGCUUCCGCAAUGAGGGCAUCGAUACUACCCAUAACCCAGAAUUCACCAUGUGCGAGUUCUAUUCUGCUUACUCCAACUUGGACGAUUUGAUUUCCAUGACUGAGGAUCUUAUCACUCGUCUUGUCAACCAUGUCGAACACCUAGCACAAAAUCAGCUCAAAUUCCUUGAAAACUCCAAGAUUCAACUGCCCGAGAAAAAGUGGAAGCAGAUUGAGUUCAUCCCAACGCUAGAAGAUAUUCUCAGAAUCAAAAUCCCAAAUCUCUCGGAAGCUGAUGCACUCCCCAAGCUCAUAGAAAUCCUGGGAGACCGAAUAGAUUUCGCCCAAGGCUCAUCCUUAACGCUGGUUGAGCUUCUAGACGAGCUUGCAGGCAAAUAUCUGGAGCCGCUUUCUCGCGACGAGCCUGUUUUCAUCACAUAUCAUCCUGCCUGCAUGGCACCCCUCUCAAAAUCCUUCGUCUGUCCCAAGACGGGCCAGCUCGUAUCCGCUCGCGCCGAACUGUUCAUAAAAGACCGCGAGAUGGCUAAUAUGUACGAGGAGGAAAACGAUCCAUUCGAGCAGCAGCGUAAAUUCGAGCUACAACUCGAGACGCAAAAGGCCAUGUCGCCGGAAAGCGAGGAUCACGGCGAAGUAGACAAGAGCUAUGUCCAGGCCUUGCAACACGGGCUGCCACCUACAGGGGGUUGGGGCUGCGGCGUAGAUAGGCUAGUCAUGCUGCUUUCCGGUGCCCCGAGGAUAGGUGACGUCCUCAGCUUUGGAACGUUGAGAAAUGUUGUCUCGAUUCGUCAGGCUGCUAAGGACUAGUAAUCUCUACUCCAUUGUGUAGAACAUAUAGACAUAGAAAUGAUACCCCUUGUAUAUAGGUAGCAAAAAAAGAAAGCUUGCACAUCCAUUAACAAAGAGAAACCACACGAAUUGACGAUGCUGAGCUCAACGAUAGGGACCUACAUGAUACUUAUAUCACUAGGGCUCCGUGGUCCAUCUUAACGGUGACGUUUGAUGCUGAGGGCAAAUAUUAUCAAGUUCC